CCCAUCGGCGACAACAUAGACUAUGACGGAAAGCUACAGACAUUACUCUUCAUAAACUGCUAUUUCUCUCACGAGAGCUGGCCGUCUGACCCGAUAAAAGCGGGCGAACAGUGCGUUAAUCAAGUAUUUGUGGACGAGUGGACACAAAUCAAUGAAUGCGUCCAAUUAGACGACGCCUACUUCGCACAGCAACAGGAGAAGGUGGCGGCUCUCAUACCACCCCUUAGAUACACGCCAUGGAUUAUCAUCGAAGGCAAACACAGUCAGGCAUCUGAAGUGCACUUAAGUCGAGCCGUUUGUGACUCUUAUGAGGGUAAAUGGAAGCCAUGGGCCUGUUAUGCACCCCCACCGGCCCUCCAAAAACCAAUCGUGGAGUUACAUUACGAGCCCUUAAACAAAGAUUCUCAAACUUUUAUUAUCUCUCAAUUGGAUCACUUGAAGACACACGUGGAUGAGAUAAUUCGUUUGGAUAUUAUUCCUUACGGCAGAACCAUUAAGAAUAGCGACAAUACCUUCCAGUGUCCUAAUGAUGAGGAAUGCCAUACNAGAACCAUUAAGAAUAGCGACAAUACCUUCCAGUGUCCUAAUGAUGAGGAAUGCCAUACAUUCAAACAACACGCGUGUGUUAGGACACUAUUCCUCGAGAGUAAGCCAACGGAAACAAUAGACUUUUUGUUGUGUGCAUUUGGCUCUGAUAUGUCGAAUGUGCCGCAAGUGACCGAAGAAUGCGUGAAUCAGCACUUUGUGGACAGUUGGACUGAUAUAGACCUGUGUGCCAAGAGUAGGGGCGACCAACUGUUGGCUGAAUUGGCGGCUAUUGUGGCCGCAUUGAACCCGAAGUUGUCUCAUACUCCUUGGAUUUUGGUGAAUGGCAAACACGAUGUAGAGGCGGAGGACAAUCUCGUGCAAGAGAUUUGUGAAACAUUUUACCCUACUGAUAAGCCUUUGCAAUGUAUUCCCGAAUUACUGUCCGUUUCUAUUAAUUACCAAAACAUGGAGACAUCGGUUGCCGAGUUUGUGGACAAACAAAUCAAACCCUAUCGGCCAUACUUUGAGGAGCUGGCUUCUAUUGAUUUUGUUGCUUAUGGUCUCACAGAAAGAGACGGAACUGGAUUUAAAUGUCCUCAAAAUGAGGCCCAGUGUAACGCCAACAAAGUUCAUGCGUGUGUUUACCACAAUUUCUGGGAAAAACUGGAUCAUUCAAAUGUUAUGGACUUAGACGAAAGUCGUUACCGAACUCUUGGAUUCCUGAUCUGUGCCUUCGAAAAGAGUACCUCUGAUCCGGUGGACGACGCCAACCAGUGUCUCAACCAGGAAAUGGGUGGAGACUAUUGGGAUACUAUCGAGACCUGUGCUCACGGACCCGAUGGUAUCGCACUUUACGAAGAAUUGGCUAAGAAAACAGAGGCAUUG
This is a messenger RNA of Oppiella nova, 1413 nucleotides long. The record is from the annotation of a GenBank genome assembly. Lineage: Eukaryota; Metazoa; Arthropoda; Arachnida; Sarcoptiformes; Oppiidae.